GUGCCUACUGCUGCCCUCACGGCCAUGCCAUGGAGCGCCUUGAUAAAGCGGCGCUGAAUGCGCUGCAGCCCCCAGAGUUCAGAAAUGAAAACUCUUUAGCUUCAACCAUCAAGACACUCCUGUUCAUCACAGCUUUAAUGAUCACAGUUCCUACUGGGUUGUAUUUUACAACUAAAUCUUAUGUAUUUGAAGGUGCCCUCGGAAUGUCCAAUAGAGACAGCUACUUUUAUGCUGCAAUUGUUGCUGUUGUUGCUGUUCAUGUGGUGCUGGCCCUGUUUGUCUAUGUGGCCUGGAAUGAAGGUUCAAGACAUUGGCGUGAAGGCAAACAGGAUUAAAGUGAACAUCACCUUUUGAUAGCAUGAAAUUUAUUUUUGAAUAUGUUAAGUACUUCUG
Mesocricetus auratus (golden hamster) is the source of this 393-nucleotide messenger RNA. Its product is annotated as vacuolar ATPase assembly integral membrane protein Vma21-like. Gene Ontology annotation, biological process: vacuolar proton-transporting V-type ATPase complex assembly. The record is from RefSeq and is a predicted model, not a curated record. Gene Ontology annotation, cellular component: endoplasmic reticulum membrane. Bases 30 to 335 code for a protein of 101 amino acids. Lineage: Eukaryota; Metazoa; Chordata; Mammalia; Rodentia; Cricetidae. The transcript has a single exon.